AUGGUGGAGAAAAUUGUUGAUGGAGUUUUAACAGUGGAUUAUCUCAAGUCAACAUCAGAAGAAUUUGACGUAGAUAGUAUUCGAGAAAUAAUUCUAAGGCGCAUGGGAUUACGAGACAUAACAUGCGUUAAUCAAUGCAGAAACGUAGUAAGACUGGUUUUAUCUGAUAAUAAAAUAAGAAAUUUAUCAGCUUUAGAUGGAUUAACAGAAUUGACUCUCCUUAAUUUAUCGUCUAAUGACAUCACUACUUUAGCUGCACUUGUCCAACACUUUGUUUUACGUAGAAUCGAGGCUCUGAGUUCAUUAAGCAAUCUGAAGGCUUUGACCAAUUUACGGCUUCAUGAUGAUAUGCGUGGGAUCUCUAAUCCAGUCUGCCAGCUAAAUAAUUAUCAAUCUGCUGUCGUUGGAUAUUGUCCUAAUUUAAGAAUAUUAAACGGUGAGAUUAUAAAAGGUGAUGGAAGUACUCUAUUCAGCCUAUUUCGAGAGAUGGAUAAGAAAAUUGACGCCUGGUCUUUAUAG
This is a messenger RNA of Trichoplax adhaerens, 519 nucleotides long. RefSeq lists its product as uncharacterized. Lineage: Eukaryota; Metazoa; Placozoa; Uniplacotomia; Trichoplacea; Trichoplacidae. The record is from RefSeq and is a predicted model, not a curated record. Gene Ontology annotation, cellular component: cytoplasm. The transcript has 8 exons. Gene Ontology annotation, molecular function: protein binding. Bases 1 to 519 code for a protein of 172 amino acids.